CGCCAUCAUGAAAUCAAAAACAAGAAGCUGACAGAUGAGACGCAGUUACCAGGUUCAUGACAAGGACAAACUGAUAGACAGACUGAGGCAGCGCAGAUAUGAGUGACGUGGCGGAGGAAGCGAUGGACAGCUCUGCAGUGUCAGAGGAAGAAGUGGAGGACCAGCAGGAGACGUCGCAGGGAGACCAGUCGAGUCCGAACAAAAGCCGCAGUAAGAUACCAGUGGUGGGUGAAAUCAUUGAGGGCAAGCGGACAAAGAAGACAGUGGAGAGGCUCGAUUUCCAGGCACCCAAGCAAAUGGAGAAGCUCAAGAUUGGAGAUGGUAGCGGAGAUAAAUUAGGAGACAUUGCACGCACCAACUUCCAGAUCACGAAGAUGAAGCCAGCUGACCUGAAACCUCUGCACGCCAUCCUGUUCGACAGACCAGGAAAGAUGGCCACAAUAAAGAAGAACUUGCGGCUGUUUAAUGGCUUUCCCUUCGACGCAGACAGUGAACAGUACUCCAAAAAACGAGAAAAACUUCUCAAGAAUUCAAAUUUUACCAACACAAAACUCAAAGUUGUCUGUGGUGUUUUGGAUCUGGAGAAGAAAGGAACGCACACAGAUCUGGUCGACAGGAUCCUGAGUUUCCUCAUCGCACCAAAGAACAGCGGGAAGCGUGUACCCGUGAAGAAGAAGAGGAAAUCAAAGAAGAAACUGUCCGGCGACGACUCGAAGGCAAAGACCAAGCAGAAGAGCAAGUCCAAACCCAGGAGCUCAUCGUCGAGUCCCAAAAAGUCCAAAACAGGAAGCAAGUCAAACGCCAUCGUCAUGGACUCGAGCAGCGACGAGGAUGAUGAUGAGGAAGACGAGAAGGCGGGGGCUCCAGCUGAAGCUGAGGGAUCCGAUACAGAGGGGAAACCGUCAGAGAAGGAGGAGGACCAGUCUGACAAGUCGGAGCAGUCUGCAGACGAAGAAGAAGAAGAGGAGGAGGAGGAGGAGGAGGAAGAAGAAGAUGAGGAUAAAGAGGAUGACGAUGAUGAUGAUCAGUAUCCGAAAUCAAAGUCGAGCAGAGGGAAGGCUGCGUCCAAGAAAUCGGCACCAGUCAAAAGACAAAGGACACCAGCGAAGAAGACGGGUCCUCCUAAAAAGAGAGCGAAGAAGGACGUUUCAGAAGAGUCAGAGUCUGACGUCAACAGUGAAGCUGACGAGAAGCCCAAAAAGAAGAAAUCCGCUCCCACCAAACCGGCCGCCAAAACAAAGAAGGCCGACAGUAGCAGCAACAGCAAAAACAAUACAAACACAGCAGAGGACAGUUCAGACGACGAGCCGCUCAUCAAGAUGAUAAAGAAGGCGCCGACCGACGAACAGCUGAAGGAGACGGUCCAGAGUCUGCUGAAGGAGGCCAACUUAGAGGAGAUGACCAUGAAACAGAUCUGCCGGAGGGUGUUUGACACCUUCCCAGACCACGACCUGACCGGCAGGAAGGACUACAUCAAAGAGACAGUCAAAUCUCUCAUCACAUGAAGAUCUGAAGAGCAAAGUCGACAUGAACAUGAAUCGCUGCAACUUCACAAGGGAAAAACUUCAGCUGACGUGACUGAAAAGCUCCUUUUUCAUUAGUUUCAUAUCAUGUUUGUUUUCAUACAAAGCUAUUUUAUACAUGAUAGUUUUUUAUAUUAAUGUGACUUGUGUAUAGGUGUUCAGAUUAACUCAAAAGUCUUCAUCAUCAUGAACUUUUUUUUUUUUUUUUUUAUCGCUCUCUGGCACAUCCUGUGCCUCCGGCUGAGUCCAAAGCAAAGCGUCGUUUCUUAUACGUAAACUGAUUAAAAGCAAAAACUAACAUGUAGUUUUCCUGUGUGUUUAGUCUGGAAGUUGAAUUUUAGUCAUGUUUGGAGAAGAAAGAAGAAACGAGUGGAAAUUGUCUUUAUCAGUAAAUCAGAAUCCAAACUGCUUAGCUUGGAUCGUCACUGCAGGCUCAGCUUUAUUGAUUCAUUCUGCUGCUUUACUUCAUGCUGUUGGUCUUAAUUUGAAAACUCUCAAAGAAAAUGUUGUGUUCCAGUAAACAAACUGCAGCCAAACACAAAUCUGAUCUUUGCUUUCGACUCACAGGACUUCUCAUUUUUAUUUCUGGAUCCAGAUCUGUACAUAUGUUUCUAAUUAGCUGAAGCUAUUUUUGAUUAACGCACAUUUUAACUCAUUUUGUCAAAUCUGAAAACAGGUUUUGUUUUUUUUGUUUUUUUUUCCUGGAGUUCUGUUUUGUUCUGUCAAACAUUAAUGUACAAUUCAAAAUUCUCACAUUAACUGUGCAGGUUAAUUUACCUUCCGAUUAAAAUUGUACCUUUUUGAACAAAA
Toxotes jaculatrix (banded archerfish) is the source of this 2333-nucleotide messenger RNA. RefSeq names its product DEK proto-oncogene (gene dek). Gene Ontology annotation, molecular function: histone binding; DNA binding. Gene Ontology annotation, biological process: regulation of double-strand break repair; chromatin organization. The transcript is spliced from 12 exons. Gene Ontology annotation, cellular component: nucleus. The record is from RefSeq and is a predicted model, not a curated record. NCBI's taxonomy places the organism in Eukaryota, Metazoa, Chordata, Actinopteri, Toxotidae. The coding region runs from base 99 to 1505 and encodes 468 amino acids.